AUGCUCUCCUUAUCGGGCUUGGCGAGCGUAGACAUUGCAGUGGACCCGGCGACGCUGCCCAAGAUAGCCGAGCGGCUUCUUGGCCUCGCCAUCUACCGCCGCCUGCACGGCCACAGCUACGUUCCUCGCGACUACGUCGUGCCCGACGCCGAGCCGUGGCCCAUGACGCUGCGGUCCAAGCCGCUCGGCGCCGCCGUCACGAUCCUCCGCGCCGCCAGUUGCCAGCUCGAUCCGGCCGUGGAAACGCGCCUCGAGGGCCUUGGCUUCGUGUGGUGUCACGUAGACGCCCGCCCGGCGCCCGGUGCUUCAUGGGCCCGGUCGCGCAGCAGGAUCAUGGUCUCGUGGUCCGUCGUGCUCUCCGCGCUCGCCCGAUACCGCGAGCUGUACGGCCACGUGUACGUGCCUGCGAACUGGCCCGUACCAGAGCACGACGACUCGUGGCCAAGAGCGGCGUGGGGCAUCGACUUGGCGCAGGCAGCCCACACGCUCGACCUCCGCACCGCGCUCGCGCUCGGGGCCGUGUACGACGUGCCGCUCUGGGCCGACGUCCUCGCCAUGUUGACGAGAUACUGCGAGCACUACGGCGCAGCGAAUGUGCCGAUCGAGUACGUCAUUAAGAGCGCGCGCCGCAAGCGCAAGGCCGACGCGUCCUUGCCGUCGUGGUCGGCCAACUACGACGGGAUUCCGCUCGGCGAAGUCGCCAUGCGCGUCUGGCUCGUCUGUAUCCAGCUACCCACGCACCGACAAGAGGAGCUCGAGCGCGUUCGCUUUACCUUCAACACGUCAACGUCCUGGGCCAAUGUCAUGGCUGCCAAGGCCGUGUUUGCGAGCCUCUACGGACACGACCUCGUGCCUCUUUCAUACGUCGUGCCCAUGGCCGACGACGACGUGGCGUGGCCAGUAGCGAUGCGCGGCCUCCGGCUCGGGCACUACCUCGGCCUCCAAACGAUGACCCACGGCGAGAUCCACCGCGUCGCCGCCAAGCUCUCGGACCCGUUUGCGGACGCCAGCGACCAAGAAACCGCGUUUGACCGGCACGUCCUUAGCCUCCGGAUCUACAAGCGCUGCUGCAAGAACAACACGCUCGUCGACCGGGGCUUUGUCGUGCCCCACAGCGAGAAUGGGUGGCCGCGCAAGCUCUGGGGUCUCCGCCUCGGCGCCGUCGUCGCCAGCCUUCGACAUGACGGCGCGCUCCUCUCGGCAUUCCAGCGCGCGACCUUGAACGACAUUGGUUUCAUCUGGGACCCGGACGUCGCCGCGGCCUGGCCAGCUAUUGGUCAAGGAUUUGAGCAGUGGAAGGCGACGAUGGGCUGGCCCGACGCCUUUGUGUUGACGUCGUCGUCCCAAUGGCCAAAGUCGGUCGUCGGGCAGACGCUAGGCUACCUGUUGACGCUGCUGGAGGUCCACGAUGAUUUUGCUUCAAAGACGCAGCGCGAGACCCUGCGCCGUUUCUCGCUCGACAUCGAGCGUCGGUGGUCGACCAAGGUGCAUGCGCUCACAGCCUACUACGCCCGCCACGGCCACUUGCGCGUGUUGCAAAAUCAUGUCGAGCCGACCGAGAUCGACGAUGCGUUUUGGCCGGGCGGCAUGCCACUGGGCAGCGUUGUGUCGUGGCUCCGACAAGUGCCGCGAGCGGUUCUGCCGUACGACAAGCGCCGGCAGCUCGAGGCGCUAUCAUUCGAGUGGGAGCUCGUCAGCAGUGAUGACGCACCGGACGUGACCAGUCCGCCGUUGGUAGCAGAAAGCGACGUGAUCGUGAUCGAUGGCACCGUCUCUGUCAACUGGGCCAUGUGGGCGGUGGCGCUCACACAAUUCAAGGCCCACGAAGGACACGCCAACAUCCCGAGUGAUUACGUGGUGGGUGUCGACGAUGCGCGGUGGCCCGUCGCGCUGCGGUCGUUUCCCGUGGGUCCGAUUCUUGCGGAUGUUCGGUCCGACGUCGUUGUACCGCCGACGUGGGUGCAGCGUCAAGUCGAGAUCGUCGGCGUCGACUUGUCGCGUGGCACCGAGGCUCGUACGCCGACUAGGCGAUCAGUGCAGUAG
Messenger RNA from Saprolegnia parasitica CBS 223.65, 2043 nucleotides. RefSeq lists its product as hypothetical. The coding region runs from base 1 to 2043 and encodes 680 amino acids. NCBI's taxonomy places the organism in Eukaryota, Oomycota, Saprolegniomycetes, Saprolegniales, Saprolegniaceae. The record is from RefSeq and is a predicted model, not a curated record. The transcript has 2 exons.